AUGGCCUCCUCUACGUCAAUCACCGGGCUCUUCAGCCGGCUCUCCCUCCUCUCACGAAACACCACCAGCACCGCAACCGCAACCGCAGCCAUGACAUCGACAUCAACCUCACGCCUCUUCUCAACAACCUCCUCCUCCCUCGCCCGCAAAGCUCCUCCCCCAGCCGGCGGCUCUGCCCCCAAAGCCGUCCGCCGCAACCGCCAAGCCCCCAAGUCCGAAAACUUCUUCCGCAUCCGCACCCUGCGCCGCAACAUGUUCUCGCCGGCCCCUCCCCCGCUGCGCAUGGCCCGCCUGCGAUACCUGCGCCACUGGACCAUCCAUCGCGCCUGGCAGCUCUUCCGCCGAAAGCAGCACGAGGCCAUUGACAAGGAGAGGAGCAGGAUGCACGCGGGAAUGUACAACGCCUGCGAGGAGCUGCGGAAGACGGUUGGGCCUGGAUCCAGAGGGGAGGGGUACCUGUACCGAGUUGCGAUGGAGAAGAAGGGCGUUUAUGGACUUGACGGUGUGCCGAUAGAAUAUGCGAGGUUUCAGACGGACAGUCCGGCGAAGGAGGCGUGGAAUCAUGAGUGGAAGAGGUAG
Molecule: messenger RNA, 579 nt
Organism: Trichoderma gamsii
Lineage: Eukaryota; Fungi; Ascomycota; Sordariomycetes; Hypocreales; Hypocreaceae
Exons: 1
Coding region: 1-579 (192 amino acids)
Biological process (GO): mitochondrial translation
Molecular function (GO): structural constituent of ribosome
Source: RefSeq, a predicted model, not a curated record